Messenger RNA from Helicoverpa zea (corn earworm), 4751 nucleotides. RefSeq lists its product as uncharacterized. Gene Ontology annotation, molecular function: protein binding. The record is from RefSeq and is a predicted model, not a curated record. The transcript is spliced from 2 exons. Lineage: Eukaryota; Metazoa; Arthropoda; Insecta; Lepidoptera; Noctuidae. The coding region runs from base 891 to 2168 and encodes 425 amino acids.
CCGGCUACAGCGGAUUCAUUUUUAGAAAAAGCUGUACGAAUAUCAGUGAUUAACGUUGCCAUACUGUCCAUUAUACCGAGGCCCUUUCUAAAUCCGAACUGAUGGCUGGGUAGCUGAUCCCUAGACUCGACAAGCCACUCGAGCCUAUUUUUAAUUAAAUGUUCGAGGAGCCAUAAGACCGACGAUAAAGCAAUAAGACGACCCACUGACCCAUUCGGAUUCGGAUCAUCCGCAUUCUUGCCGGGUUUCAAAAGAGGGAUGAUAAUUUGUUGCUUCCAUUGCUCAGGAACCCACCUAGAAUUAAAACAAUAAUUUAAAAUGUCCAGACAGUACUUUUUGGCCUCUUUAUAUGGAGCAUCUUAUUUUUGACUGUCAAAACUUUUUACUUGACAGAUUAGUGUUGGCUAGUGAACUAUGUGAAGUGAAAAUUAAGUGUGAUUCUUUAUCCCGCCCGUCGCCACUUGAACAGUUAUUAAAAGACAAGAACACUUACAAACCUAUCUAUAAAUAGGUACAUUAUAUAAAAAUACUAUUAAAACAAUUUAAAAGUGUAGUGAAGUGAUAAAGUUUCAAUGUAAUAAAACAUGACUUGUCUUAAAGGUCUUAGUUACCAGGUCAUUAAAUUCCAAAAAAAAAAAUACGACAGGAAAGUAGGAAACUGUCCCCUGUUCCUGUGUUCCUGACCUGAAAUCUGCUGAAAUCCAUGACAAUUCUAGUCGUCGUGUGGCUGUGUGGUGGUUUUAGUUUUUAAAAUAGUGUGCUGUGUAACUAAUUAACAAUCAGUGAUUUAACGAAGUUAUUUUGUGGUGCGGUGCAUCACCAAGAAGAUUUAAUGAAAAUCAGAAUCACCAACCUUCAUCACCUUUCGGUUACCUACCAGUAAUACCAAAAUGGCAGAGAACAAUGAUGAGACAGCCGCCGGCCUCAUGAACUAUUUACCAAAUGAAAUCUUAGAAAGCAUUUUUGUCUACUUAUCAUCGCAGGACCUGGUUCGCUGCCGCACAGUAUGCUCUAGAUGGAGAGGGGUCGUUGACCAUCUAUGCACCAACCAGCACAUCUGGCAUAAAUGCUGUAAAGAUGACUUCCCGAAUGUUUAUACGAUCGCCCGUAAGAAGUCGAAGCGAGGACUGCAUUGGUACAAUUUGUACCGAUCUCUGACGCUAUGGAAGCAAUUACAAUAUGCUUCAGAAGAACGAGACGAGUUUGCAACUGCAACAUUCUCUGCUCAAGAGAUUCGCAACUUCGAACUACUAGGGGACGGCAUCCUGGGGGUUCUCAAAAAAGGAUCUAUUGUCUAUUACGAUAUCGAAACUCUAGCUUUAUCACGCCAUAAGCCCAUCAUUGGUGACUACUGUAAGUACACUGAAAACGAGAAUGUAGUUGUAAUAUUAAGCUACGAUCUACAAUUGUUCAUCAUUCGAAAACGUAAUACAUUCAAGCAUUUCCCUGAAGAAAUUCAUACUACUUUUGAAAGUGUAAAGUUGUUUGUUCUAGUUGCGCAUGAAUUGUUCUUCGUAAAUGUAAAUGAUGAAAUAUUUCGUUGCGACUUGCGCUGCAUAAAGUUAACAGCAGAUUUUUUGGUACAAACAGACAAAGCAUACGAUGGAAUCUUGUCAAUUGGUUACAGCCAUGGAAACCUCAACAUUCUUACUUUCCAACGCAACAUAUAUGUUGUUUUGAGGGAAGAUCUAUUAUUGCAAUGUACUCUUGAUACUACCUCCAAUUUACUUCAUGAACUGCAUUAUUAUAAUUUUCUGGAAGAUCUGGAUUGGCGAAUAUACUUUCAAUGGAUGUAUACGAUGAACCAUGUAGUUCCUGAUGGUCCCUUAAGAGAUAUUGUUUUUAUCAGAUCACAUGGGGACGUCUAUUUUGUUGGUUGCAACUGGGGAAUAUUACGCAUAUACUAUGCUCCGUAUAAUAAGGGCCAAAUGGACCUUUUCAACAAAAAGCCAAUAAAACAGUACAACUUCAUGGAGAGAUCACUGUGUCCAGUUCUGUGCACUUGCCCCGUCCUGCAAGUUGAUGUCGUAGAAGGAAAUGAUAUGCAUAUGGUUAUUGUGGCUAUGCCCAGCAAGAUUGUAGUGCUUAAAUUUAUGCACACUUUUGAGACUGAACAUUGCAUAUCUGAAGAAAUACCUCCACAGUCAUUGGAAGCUUCUUCAAACUAAAUGCUAUAAUCAUUGCAUUGCAGAUUAUUUGCAUGAGCAGUCGAGCUCAACUAUACAUUUCAUAUUCAUAAACACAAAUUUAAAAAAAAUCUUUUUCUCAUGCAACAUAAUCAUUAUGUAGGUAGUGAAUAUUAUAGAUUUCAUAGGUGUCCUCUGUAUGUUAUUGUAAAACAUAUUCAGUAUUAUUAUAAUAGCAGCCUAAUGAUUACAUAUUUAAGUAGUCUUGUGCAAUAAUUGCAAGAUAUUUACUUAAGCAUAAAUGUUUGUGAAUUGGAGAUAAAAGACUUCUAGUAGGGCAGUUAUAACUGCUGGUUGGUGUUACUCUAUGUCUAUAUACUUAGGUGUAAGAAUUCAUGAUAAAACAUAAAACAAGUCACUUUUUACUUCAGAAAUAUUUAGUUUGAGAUUUAUUCUAUAUUUUCUGAAAUUGUAAUAUUUGGUUUAUGAAAAAAAUUAGAUAGGUUGACCAAUUAGGUAAACAAUCAAAUUUGGAGGAUUUAAAAAUUAUUCUGAGCUUUAAAUGCCAUAAUAUGGCCCUUUUAUCAUAAUAUGGCUAUUUUAUCAAUUAGUAGGUAAUAUCAAGUAUCUGGUAGGUACGUAAGAUUAAAAAGAUUGGGCUGUGGCAUAAUAUGAAAGAGUGCCGCGGCUUAAGAAGGAACAUGAUGUGAUUUAUAAGAGUCUGACACUCCGUCACGCUGCACACAGCAGGAGGGGUUAUUAGAAAAAUUCACUGGAUUAUAAAUAUAAAAUUAAUUUAAUUAAAUUCAAUUUAAUUAAAUCAGCUUUUCCUUUAUCAUUUGUAUGCAAUAUUUUAUAAUAGGUAGAAAAACAAUAUCUUUACCAGCUUGCCUUAAUUGGCUGUCUGGAGCAGACUUCGCUUGACUUGCCUUCAUUGGCCGGUCACGAAGUGAUUCUUUAAAAUUUAGAACUAUACUGUGCGCAACCAACAGUUUUCAAGUAUUAUACCCUGCAUGUCCAAAAGAGACAAUUUUACUGAUCCUGUGUUCCUGAAAUCUGCUGAAAUCCAUGACAAUUCUAGUCGUCGUGUGGCUGUGUGGUGGUUUUAGUUUUUAAAAUAGUGUGCUGUGUAACUAAUUAACAAUCAGUGAUUUAACGAAGUUAUUUUGUGGUGCGGUGCAUCACCAAGAAGAUUUAAUGAAAAUCAGAAUCACCAACCUUCAUCACCUUUCGGUUACCUACCAGUAAUACCAAAAUGGCAGAGAACAAUGAUGAGACAGCCGCCGGCCUCAUGAACUAUUUACCAAAUGAAAUCUUAGAAAGCAUUUUUGUCUACUUAUCAUCGCAGGACCUGGUUCGCUGCCGCACAGUAUGCUCUAGAUGGAGAGGGGUCGUUGACCAUCUAUGCACCAACCAGCACAUCUGGCAUAAAUGCUGUAAAGAUGACUUCCCGAAUGUUUAUACGAUCGCCCGUAAGAAGUCGAAGCGAGGACUGCAUUGGUACAAUUUGUACCGAUCUCUGACGCUAUGGAAGCAAUUACAAUAUGCUUCAGAAGAACGAGACGAGUUUGCAACUGCAACAUUCUCUGCUCAAGAGAUUCGCAACUUCGAACUACUAGGGGACGGCAUCAUUAAAUGCCAUAAUAUGGCCCUUUUAUCAUAAUAUGGCUAUUUUAUCAAUUAGUAGGUAAUAUCAAGUAUCUGGUAGGUACGUAAGAUUAAAAAUAUUGGGCUGUGGCAUAAUAUGAAAGAGUGCCGCGGCUUAAGAAGGAACAUGAUGUGAUUUAUAAGAGUCUGACACUCCGUCACGCUGCACACAGCAGGAGGGGUUAUUAGAAAAAUUCACUGGAUUAUAAAUAUAAAAUUAAUUUAAUUAAAUUCAAUUUAAUUAAAUCAGCUUUUCCUUUAUCAUUUGUAUGCAAUAUUUUAUAAUAGGUAGAAAAACAAUAUCUUUACCAGCUUGCCUUAAUUGGCUGUCUGGAGCAGACUUCGCUUGACUUGCCUUCAUUGGCCGGUCACGAAGUGAUUCUUUAAAAUUUAGAACUAUACUGUGCGCAACCAACAGUUUUCAAGUAUUAUACCCUGCAUGUCCAAAAGAGACAAUUUUACUGAUCUAAGUGUGUAGAAAUGCUGUUUAAAAAGUUGUGAUGGCUGGAAGGUUGUAUCAAUUACCUUUCAGUCAAAUAAUUAAAAUAAUAGUGGGUGGUUCAUUGAUAUACUUCACAUACAGUAGUUAUGUAAGUGUAGACUGUAGAGGCUGUUAGCUCCAUUCCAUGUAAUAAAGGAUGGGGCGCAGUACCUUACGAUCUCAAUUACGAGUUUAACACAUGUCCAUUUACCCAUCUCCUAGUUAUAAUUUAUUUAAUUUAAGUAAGUAUACAAUAUUUGGAGCUAUUUUAUUGCAUGUUAAUAAAUACAAAUCUUUUUGCUUGCCUUAAGAAAAAGUCUGUGAUUUUUUAGAUGUUAAGAGUUGUUUUACAUAUUACGUGUAGAUGUUGUUGAGUUGUUUUUUUUUUUCAUAAAAUUGUUUACUUUGUACAGAAAUUAUGUUUUUGUAGUUUUCAAGGUUUUGGCCUGUCAUUAUGUACCGCAAAUAUUUCGAACCUCUUUGUAACAGCAUAACAU